This is a messenger RNA of Mus caroli (Ryukyu mouse), 534 nucleotides long. It is a transcript of the gene Rbx1, whose product is annotated as ring-box 1. The record is from RefSeq and is a predicted model, not a curated record. Gene Ontology annotation, molecular function: zinc ion binding. NCBI's taxonomy places the organism in Eukaryota, Metazoa, Chordata, Mammalia, Rodentia, Muridae.
GCAGGCGCAGUGGUCACACGACAGAUUGUGUGUUUCCAAAAUGGCGGCGGCGAUGGAUGUGGAUACCCCCAGCGGAACCAACAGCGGCGCGGGCAAGAAGCGCUUUGAAGUUAAAAAGUGGAAUGCAGUGGCCCUCUGGGCCUGGGACAUUGUGGUUGAUAACUGUGCCAUCUGCAGGAACCACAUUAUGGAUCUUUGUAUCGAAUGUCAGGCCAACCAGGCGUCAGCUACUUCCGAAGAGUGUACGGUUGCAUGGGGCGUCUGCAACCAUGCUUUUCAUUUCCACUGCAUCUCUCGAUGGCUCAAAACGAGGCAGGUGUGUCCGUUGGACAACAGAGAGUGGGAGUUCCAGAAGUAUGGGCAUUAGGAAAGACUCUCCUGCAAGGCGUCCCCAUCUGUUACUCGUCUAGUGACUUCCUGUUAAUUAUACAUUAGAUAGAACCAUGGUCCUUUUCCGUUCCUUUGUUUUUGGAGUUUGGUGUUCCCGCAGCCAUAUUGUAUUUUGUGUCAAAUAAAGCCUUUCAGUUGGAGGUG